Phyllopteryx taeniolatus (common seadragon) is the source of this 2470-nucleotide messenger RNA. It is a transcript of the gene mfap5, whose product is annotated as microfibril associated protein 5. Gene Ontology annotation, biological process: embryonic eye morphogenesis. The transcript is spliced from 7 exons. The record is from RefSeq and is a predicted model, not a curated record. Bases 161 to 550 code for a protein of 129 amino acids. NCBI's taxonomy places the organism in Eukaryota, Metazoa, Chordata, Actinopteri, Syngnathiformes, Syngnathidae. Gene Ontology annotation, cellular component: microfibril.
AACAAUGAAGGGAUGGAGGAUACGUGAGGAGGGAGAAGGCAAGGAGGAGGGAGGAGGAGAGAAGGAGGAGAAAACAAGAGGACAAAGGAUUCGUUAAACAAAAGCAGGUUUGGACAACAGCAAAAGUAUUUGUAAAGCUCACCUCUUACAAGCUGAAGGAAUGGGUAGCCUUCCACUGGUCCUGCUCCUCUGUGGUUUCCACGCACUCACAGCUGUAGUCCAAGCCCAGGAGAGCGAGACCACUCAGGCACCUGCUGGGACAACCCUGCCAGCCAACUGCAGGGAGGAGAUGUACCCAUGCACCAGGAUGUACUCGGUCCAUCGGCCCAUCAAGAGAUGCAUCGGCGGACGCUGCAUUUACAGCCUCUCUCGCAUCUAUGUGAUCAACAAUGAGAUUUGCGUGAGGAUGGUGUGCCAACAGGAGGAGUAUCGAAAAGCCGAGUUGUGCAGAGAGUUGUCUGGGUGGCCAAGGCGCAUUGAGAGGUCAUCUAACAGGAAACGCUGUCGCAAUCGCCGUGGCAACCCCAAAACCUGGGCAAACAAGGCCUGACGGGGGGCCGCGGGCACGGCAGCGUGACCACCCGGCAAGGUCGGGGCGCCGUAAAGAUGCGACUCCGGGGACGUUGUCAUCAAAACAGUCCAUAACACCAUAAAUCCAGCGCUCAACACCUGCGGGGGUCUCCUCCCCUGAUUUUCACACACACACACACACACGCACAAACACACACACACACACACACACACACACACACAUACGGGCCGUGGGCUGAGUCAUAUCUAUGUUUAUGUGUACUAACUUUUAAUUGCCUGGGAAUACAGUGCAUUUCAUGGAUCAUGUCAAGCAGGGUUUAUGGCCCUUUAAAGGAUGCUAUGGAAAGCCGUUUAACCAUUUAGUUAACAUCCUGGAUACCCUACUUAAGGUCUGUGUACUCACUGCUAAGACGAUUCAGGGCAUUAGUAGAACACCUUUCUCUUACUAGUAAUCUUUUUUUUCCCACUACUAGUGCCACUUUUUUCCAAUUAGUAUGCAAAUAAACCUUACAAGUUAUGUAUAGGUAGCCAUUUGCGCGUUUAUUUGAUAUCCUUGUUAUCCAGCUUAGUCUUGCAUUAGCAUAUUCUUUGUCCUCACUAGUAAGACUAUUCAGUGCACUAGUUGAAUGACUAGAAUGUACUAGUUGAACGACCGCUCUUACUAAUGUUUUUUCCACUAAUAGUGUCACUUUUGGCCUACAAGUACGUAAUUGAACAAAAUUAAAAUGGAAAGCCGUCUCAGAAUUUAUUUGUUAUACUUGACGUCCAUGUUAUGAUCCAACGCACUACUACUGUGACUGCCUUAUUAGUAACGUUUAUACAGUACUAGUGCCACUUUGGGCUACUAGUACACAAUAAAACCUUACUAAUAAUCUAUGGAAAGCUGAGCAGUUUUUUUAUAUCCAGUUUAUAGUCCAUGUAUUAGGACACAUAUUGCCCUCACUAGUAGGACAUCAUGAUACUAGUGAGGUAAAACUGUUGACAUCUGCACACUACUAGUACUAGUAAUGAAGCAAUAGAUUAAGGCCGCAACUAUUUUGAUAAUCGAUCAAUCUGUUGGUUAUUUUUUCGAUUAAUCGAUGAAUUGAAAUUUUCAUCAGGACAUUAUUUCAAAUUGACAGAGCAGAAACUGCAGAAACAAAAUUAUGAUUCAGUGACUGGUUUGGUCUGUCAGAAAAUGAUUAAUCAAAAUAGAUAAUAAAUAGUAAAUCAAUUAGUUGUCAGUUAAUCGAUUAAUUGUUGCACCUCUACACCAGAUAUUAACGAGUCAAGUUUUAUGAUGUCACUGGUAGUUUGUCAUUGUCAAGUGGUGUGAAGUUAGGCCUCACUUGUAGCAUGUAGUCAUCCUACUAGUAUGCCAAAGUUGUCCUAUAAGUGAGGACAAAGAGCGUACUAUUACAUUAACCCAAGCUGGACAUCAUCGAAUAAAUGCUCAGACGGCUUUCCAUAGUUUACACGUAAGUUUUAAUUGCCUACAUGUAGGCCAAGAAUGGCUAUUAGAACUUUUGGCUUCAAAGAGUCAUGUCGUCAGCCCGUAGUUAUGCUCGUCAUCGCAGCAUACACAGGAAGUCCGCAAACCUGUGACGUUCCGCAUAUAGCAGAUGGUGUACUAGUCGGCCAAAAGUGGCACUGGUAGUGGAAAAAAACUUUACUAGUAAGACACAGUUGUUCUACCAGUGGGCCGAAUUGUCGUACUAGUGAGGACAAAGAGCAUACUCGUACAUGGAACUUAAACUGGAUAUCAUGGAUAUUGCAUAAAUGCUGAAGGACCAUAUCCUAUAUGAUUUGCACAAAGACUCAUUGUUUGACAUUGUAAGGUGCUAACUAAUAAUCCAUUAUGUAUUACGCACGCUGUUGUAUCCAAUCAAUUAUACCGACACUUGAUUUUGUUUACGCCCACAUUUCCUUUGUUGAAUAAAUAAAAUACACACAAUUUUAA